Molecule: messenger RNA, 837 nt
Organism: Gossypium arboreum
Lineage: Eukaryota; Viridiplantae; Streptophyta; Magnoliopsida; Malvales; Malvaceae
Product: protein MAINTENANCE OF MERISTEMS-like
Exons: 5
Coding region: 1-837 (278 amino acids)
Biological process (GO): meristem development; meristem maintenance
Source: RefSeq, a predicted model, not a curated record
AUGGCAACGGCUUCAUUGAUUAAGGAAGAUCCUCACAUAGCUGACACAGUUAAUAAAACGGAAUCGUACCGCGUAUUAAGGGGCCGGGUGAAUGGUUUAGGAUAUUCCCCAGAUGCACGAUUAAUGUCGUACUUAGAGCUAGCAGGAUUCGAGUCAACAGCAUUGAUCCAGACGUUUGAUUUGCGAUACGAUUUAAUAUCCACAUUGGUUGAGCGUUGGCGCUCGGAUACCCACACUUUUCAUUUGCCGUGUAGGGAGUGCACUGUCACUCUGGAGGAUGUUGCACUGCAACUUAGGCUUCCAAUCGACGGGAGUCCGAUAACGGGCGUAAGUGCGAUAGCUGAGCCGGUUGCACUUUGUUAUAGCCUCCUAGGAGCCUCGCCCGGCGAUGAUGAGUCCAAUUUAUCGGGUUUGAAAUUUGCAUGGUUGAAAGUAAAUUUUCAGCAUUUACCAGAUAAUGCCACUGAAGAAGAGUUGAUGUGUGCAGCUCGAGCCUGGGACUCCGCAGUUCUGGCUAUGUUGUAUCGUGAGCUUUGUCGGACAACGAAGCCUCAUGCUGCAGACAUAGGUGGAUGCCUUAUAUUGUUGCAGUCAUGGGCUCUUUAUCGGAUGCCAUUCUUGGCAUCGGUUAGUCACCAGCCAUACGUAUAUCCACUAGUUAACAGAUGGAGUAUUUAUCCGGGUAUCAGGAGGUUGUGCACUGUUCCAAUAUAUCGUUUGUUGAUUGAGCAACAUGUCGGAGAAGGGUCGAGUGGUACCAUGGGGAUCGAGUACUACGAUGUUUGGUUGCAUCUAGUAUAUCUAGGAUCCGCCAAAGGAGGUGGGGAAGGUUCAUGA